CUAUUAGUAGCAAAUGUGUGUAGAGGGCAACAGACAGAAAAAUCAGGAGCUAUGAAGCUGCUGCCAGAAAAUAUCAAAGUGCUUUAUUUUGCCAGUGAUUGUGUGGAGCCAUAUGUGAAGAUUAUCACGGUGAAGGACUUCAGAUACUGCCCGAGUCUGUGCAACUCAGAGGACUCUGAGGCAGAGGAGCCUGAGUACCAGGAGGAAGGUGACAAUGAUGUCCUUGUACUGAGUGACCACAGCCAGCUGCUGGAAGAGCACCACCUGCAGCAACUUGCUACUCACAUGCCAGCAAGGACCCAGGGUUAUUCAUGGCAACUGAUCUACAGCACCGGUGUCCAUGGGAGUAGCCUGAAGACACUAUACAGGAAUAUGGCUGAUCUGGACAGUCCUGUGCUGCUGGUCAUCAAAGACAAGCACAAAAAGGUGUUUGGGGCUUUUUCUUCCGAUUCAUUCAGGGUCAGUAAAUACUGCUAUGGUACAGGGGAAACCUUCCUGUUCAGCUUCAGCCCUGACUUUCAGGCAUACAGGUGGAGCGGUCAGAACACAUACUUUGUGAAUGGCAACUUGGAAUCACUGCAAAUUGGUGGAGGAGGAGGUGUCUUUGCACUCUGGCUGGAUUCCGAUCUGUACCAUGGUGCAAGCUUUCCCUGUCCCACCUUCAACAAUGCACCUCUGUCUACACAGGAAGACUUUAUUGUCCAAGACCUGGAGGUCUGGACUGUGGGGAACUGAGGGAGAGUGUACAAGUUAAAAACCCACUGUCCUGUCUGGAGUUACAGAACUUCAAGACUUCACAGAUUACACGUGGCUUAGACGCUGCUAUACAGAAGCUAGCUGAGCAGUCACUGCUGUAUCAACUGUGUACCUGGCUGAGAGUAGCCCAGACACAGUAUGAAGUCUACGCCAGUGGUUGUCAGGCUGAACUUUACACUGGUUUGAUCAAUGCCUUUGAAAGAGAAGGGGCUAGAUGAAAUUUUGUGGUUCAGAGUCUUGCUGCUUUUAAACCAUUCAUCAGUAGCCUCGUGCUAAACCCACCAGGUAACUGGCAUCUGAAGCUUUAAGCCCUUCAUGCCCUCCUUUAAUAAUGGAGAGCAUUAUAAUAGAAAGUUCACAGUAACACUGUUGCAUAAAAGGGUUUCUAAUUACUGCAAGCACA
Messenger RNA from Monopterus albus (swamp eel), 1159 nucleotides. RefSeq names its product nuclear receptor coactivator 7a (gene ncoa7a). The record is from RefSeq and is a predicted model, not a curated record. The transcript has 6 exons. Gene Ontology annotation, biological process: response to oxidative stress; regulation of transcription by RNA polymerase II. Lineage: Eukaryota; Metazoa; Chordata; Actinopteri; Synbranchiformes; Synbranchidae. The coding region runs from base 52 to 735 and encodes 227 amino acids. Gene Ontology annotation, cellular component: nucleus.